CCAAUCUCUAUACCUCUAGGCGGCUCCAUUUCCACCAAAUUAUUUACUUUCUUGAACGCAACUCCAAUCUUCCGCGCCAGAUGAAUUUUCUUCGCUAUAGGCAGACAUAGAGCUGCGACUGAGAAUUGUAGUAGAGCUCAAGAAUUUCUUUGCCCAAUUGGGGAAACCAAGAACAGCCCCGAUUCAACCUUCUUCCGAUCCGUUCGAAUUCAUUUUUAUGCCGAUUUACCGACCACGCGAUUCCGAUGAGUUUGGGUCAAUCUAGGAAUGCUGCUCUUCCGCUGCUGAAUCUUGUGAAGCUAAAAGGAGUGCCCAUUUUGCAGCAACUGCAUCUGGAGGAACGCCUGCUACGAACUUCAUCCCAUAAUUGGUGCAUCAUUAAUGACGGAACCAACACACCCACCAUUGUUAUGGGUCUCUCUGGCAAACCCACUGAACUUCUUGAAAUCAAUUCUGUUUUACGAGACAAGAUACCGGUUAUCAAAAGGUUUACUGGUGGAGGUACUGUAAUAGUUGAUCAUGGGACAAUAUUUGCAACUUUUAUAUGCAAUAAGGAUGAUGUUCCCAGUGUACAACCGUAUCCCCGACCUAUCAUGUCAUGGAGCAGCUUAUUAUACAGUAAGGUGUUCCAAGGAGUUGGGGAUUUCUACCUUCGUGAAAAUGAUUAUGUAUUUGGCGACCACAAGUUUGGUGGAAAUGCUCAGUCUAUAACAAAGAACCGGUGGAUCCAUCAUACAUCUUUUCUAUGGGACUUUGAGGUCUCUAACAUGGCAUAUUUGAGUCUUCCAAAGAGGGCCCCUGAUUACAGACAGGCAAGAGACCAUUUGGACUUCAUAUGCCGCAUGAAGGACUACUUAUCGAGGUCACAAUUCAUCAACCGGACCAUCGAUGCAGUCAACUGCCAUUUUUCUGUGAGAUCAAUGGAGGUGGAAGAAGCUGAGCUUUUGUGUGACAUGAAAUUUUCACCCUCUUCUAGGCUACUUGAGAUGCAAGAAUUGAAGUCAUUGUGAUUUUUCAUCUUUCAUAUUUUUACACAUCCACUCCAGUUUAAUCUGUAGCAAAUAAAUGUUGUAAAUUUAGAACCUUUUGAGGUUAUGUAUCUGGGUAGCCGGCCUAA
Molecule: messenger RNA, 1117 nt
Organism: Ipomoea nil (Japanese morning glory)
Lineage: Eukaryota; Viridiplantae; Streptophyta; Magnoliopsida; Solanales; Convolvulaceae
Product: putative lipoate-protein ligase A
Exons: 4
Coding region: 246-1010 (254 amino acids)
Biological process (GO): protein modification process
Cellular component (GO): mitochondrion
Source: RefSeq, a predicted model, not a curated record